Pygocentrus nattereri (red-bellied piranha) is the source of this 2917-nucleotide messenger RNA. RefSeq names its product BCL2 like 11 (gene bcl2l11). The record is from RefSeq and is a predicted model, not a curated record. NCBI's taxonomy places the organism in Eukaryota, Metazoa, Chordata, Actinopteri, Characiformes, Serrasalmidae. The transcript has 4 exons. The coding region runs from base 377 to 985 and encodes 202 amino acids.
GCAGAGAGCUGCAGGCGCGCGGACCGCGAGGAGGCUCCACUCGGAGCGCACGAGCGAACAAAAGAGCGUCCACCCCGCGCGGACCUUCUUUAAACCGGACUUUAUUUUUUUCGCUGUUCUUCCUUUUGUUUUUUCUCUGCGCGCGCAGGGCGGCUCGGUUCCUGCUCCACUCCCGGACCUGCUCGCCUUCUGUCCGCCAGAAAAGCUCGUUUCAGUGUUUGCCCGUGUUCUUCUCCGGAGGACCGUAUACAUCACCUUCCUCAUUAUCUGUCCCUUUUCUCCUUUACUGGAGUCUCUGAUUCUCUGGGACCGGUUUCCAAAUCGCCUCCAACGUGUUUAGGCUUUAAGCGCGCGCCUCCGAGGCGCAGGAUCCACCAUGUCCAGGCGGUCAAACCGGGCCGGCCGCCCAGCCUUCUUAAAGGAGCAGGGGGAGAGUGGUCAGAGCAGCGGAGCAGCCUCCUCCCGGGCCGCCGAGCAGUGCGAGCAGCCUGAGCCCGGCGAGGGGGACCCGGUUAGGGGAGGGAUUACAAUGCCUAAUAGCCUUCUGGGUUACCAGUCGCGUUCGCCUCUCUUCCGAACACUAUCCAGGUCCUCAAGCGGAUACUUUUCGUUUGAGAGCGAGCCCAGCUCUCCGCUCGUGACGCACAGCGCGUCCACGCAGACCCCCAGCCCGUCUAGUCAAGUAAUCACUCACGCCCUGCAGCGCAUUGCUGAGGCGCGAGGGAACGCUCAGACUUUCGAAUUAUGGCCCCUCUAUAACCACCAUCCGCCCCACGGAGCAGCGCCUGCGGGGGACAUGCGACCGGAGUCGUACGUGGCGCAAGAGCUGCGGCGCAUCGGCGAUGAGUUUAACGAGCUUUAUUUUCACGGGGCAGGCAGAAAUGGAGGCAGAGUCCAGCUGCCGGCGGAGGAGGAACCUGCCUUCAUGCUGUGGCUGGGGCUCGUGAUCAGACGCCUAUUAGAGGUCCUCCUAAGACGAAGAUGAUAGGCACCCAGCAGACCCAGCAGACCGUUGUAGCACCAUGUAAAUAUCACAGCAAAACCUUCGGCAGAACUUGCUCUACUCUCGCUCUGUCCGAGUUUCUUCUCUUUCACCUCUGGAACUGACCACGUUUCCUCUUCUGACUUCAACAUUCCCCGUCCAGAGAGGGCUACGGAUCUGGACGCUCUAGGACUGAGUAGGAAUUCUGGGACAAAACAUGGAAUCUGCGAUGUUUCCUGCGUCAAUGUGGAAAGCUGAGCCAUUAAAACACUGGAUAGGGAAGGCUGGGCCAGCCUGUCUCUGUCUCUGGAGUUGUUCCCAAAUGGAGAAGUGUGGAAAACGUGCCUUCGUCGCCUCCAUGCCCUUAUCUGUCUCUGCAGUGUCCACUUGUUGUUUGGUUUAUUUGGGUUUAAUCUGUUUCGACUAGGUUUAAUUUUCCUUUUUUUGCUUUUAAAACUCACAUUUGUCCUGUAUUUAUUUGCCACUUUUGUAUUUAAGUUGUUUUCUUUUUUUGUUAUUAAUAUUGAAGUGGACAAAAGUCAGUCAGCGGUAUUGUGGUUCUGCCCGCCUUUCAUCUCUCCAUUGAUUCACGGAAAAUUUGCACUUCUGCUUUUAAUUACAUCUUACCUGAAAGGCCUACAGUGGGGUCAAUGAUCUGAUUAAUAAUUAUCCUGAUGAAUUCUCCAGAUGGGAAGUUUAUAAGCGCAGUUUAUAAGGAAGCUGGUAGGCCAGAAAGCGUAGAAGGCCUUUUUUCAGGCUCUCAUUCAUUUCACCUUUCAGUUUGUCAGAAACAUUAUUCAGAGGAAGAAUUCCGCCUUUGGCGGGAGUGUGAUUUUCGCACCACGUUGUUUGCCAGAGAAACGUUAGCCUUGGCUUGGUGCCCCUGCUUUGAUGCCAAAGUCAUUAAAUGCUGAUGGAGGUUAAGAAGCACAGCGCAGCUGUUUUUAUCCUCAGUGAAAGUGAAUGAGGAGCAGUGAGUGAAUGAAACAAGAGGACAGAUGAGAGAUGAUUUUUAUUAACUUAAUUUGGCCUGUAGCCACAUUUUAGCCUCUCCAAUUCACAUGAGAGUGUUUUUUUAAUGAAAAACAUGAUCAAAAUUGAUGCGUUUGGGCAUUUCAUCACUUUGAGGUACCAACACUCAGAGAUUAAAGGCCUGUAACAUAGAAAAACAGAUUUGUCUAACUUUUUAAAAAUUAUUUUAAUAGGGCUGGGCUGAAUAUUCUCAAUACUCGAGUAUUCAAUCAGUAUGUUUCAGAAGCUUAUUAACCAACAAAAUUAGAUCAAGCUUGUGAAUUUCAGACUUAUGCUGCAUUCACAUGUUUGCAUUUCACAUCUCGUAGCGGUACGCGGCCGAUGGCAGCAUGAAGCCAUACAGACGUUGGCAUGUGAUAUAUGCACUCUUAUUUUGUGUCAUGUACAAUUCUGGCUUUGUCUGGAGUUCAACAAUGAGAUGUCUGGCAUCACAUGCCACCUAAAAAAUCAACAUCCAGUGGCCUUCAACAGCAAAAGUUGGGAAAAUGAAGCGCUUGGCGGAUUGUUCUGCUCACUGCUGCACUCUAUGGAGUGCUGCCACUCCGUUUAAAACUAUAGAAUAUCCGUUUUGCCAUUGUCCAUCUACCACAAAUAUGUGAACGCAGCAUUAGAGGCCUAUUUAUCACUGUUUUAAACAAAACACGUCAUCAACAAUCAAACAAUAGAUGUGAUAUUAGGCUAUAAAAUAUAUAGAGGUAACAUUAGCUAAAGGCUGAAUACACACCCCCAGCAUGAUGUCAUAAUCUCCCCCCGAUUUUCUCAGAACGACUGAAUUUAGUGAAAAAUAUUAAAAUGGUAAACAUUUUGCUGCUAUCAGAACAAAACCUUAUAUCUCCAAAAUGUUAAAUUUACAGGACAACUUUACUUCUAAUAUAAGUCAAUGGAACCAGAGUUUUUUCAAGU